This is a messenger RNA of Rhinolophus ferrumequinum (greater horseshoe bat), 1367 nucleotides long. It is a transcript of the gene CPPED1, whose product is annotated as calcineurin like phosphoesterase domain containing 1. NCBI's taxonomy places the organism in Eukaryota, Metazoa, Chordata, Mammalia, Chiroptera, Rhinolophidae. Bases 116 to 1057 code for a protein of 313 amino acids. Gene Ontology annotation, molecular function: hydrolase activity. The record is from RefSeq and is a predicted model, not a curated record. The transcript has 4 exons.
CGCCCCGCGCGGAGGGUACCUCGAGCCGCCCGGCCGAGCCCGGCAGUUGGCUGUGUGGAGUCGCGUCUGUCCCUCCCACGCAGUGUACUCAGGCGAGGCCAGAAACUCACUCACCAUGUCGGCUGAGGAGGCGGGGGGUGUUUUCCACAAAGCCCAGGGCAGGACCCUGGACGCAUUUUCCGCAGAAAAGGAAAGAGAAUGGAAAGGCCCGUUCUACUUCAUCCAGGGGGCAGACCCACAGUUUGGACUGAUGAAGGCCUGGUCCACUGGGGACUCUGAUAGCGGUGGGGACGAGUGGGAACAGGAGAUCCGUCUCACGGAGCAAGCUGUCCAGGCCAUCAACAAGCUGAACCCCAAACCCAGAUUCUUUGUUCUGUGUGGCGACCUCAUCCAUGCCAUGCCAGGGGCGCCCUGGCGGAAGGAGCAGACAGAGGACCUGCAGCGGGUGCUGCGGCACGUGGACAGUGAGAUCCCGCUCGUCCUCGUCAGCGGCAACCACGACGUGGGCAACGCCCCCACCCCCGAGACCAUCGCUGAGUUCCAGCAGACUUGGGGAGACGACUACUUCAGCUUCUGGGUCGGGGGCGUCCUGUUCCUGGUCCUCAACUCCCAGUUCCUGUGUGACGCCUCCAGGUGCCCCGCCCUGAAGCAGGCCCAGGACCGGUGGCUGGAGCAGCAGCUGAGCACCGCGGGGCAGCGGAAGUGCCAGCACGCCGUCGUCUUCCAGCACAUUCCGCUGUUCCUCGAAAGCAUCGACGAGGACGACGACUACUUCAACCUCUCCAAGACCGUUCGGAAGGAGAUGGCCGACAAGUUCCUUAAAGCAGGUAUCAGAGCUGUAUUCUCAGGCCACUACCACAGGAAUGCAGGGGGCACCUACAAGAAGCUUGACAUGGUGGUGUCGUCCGCCCUCGGGUGCCAGAUGGGCAAAGACACCCAUGGGCUCCGAGUCGUGGUGGUCACCGCUGAGAAAAUCAUCCAUCGCUACUACAGUUUAGAUGAGCUCAGUGAGAGGGGAAUAGAAGAUGACCUGAUGGAUUUGAUGAAGAAAAAAUGAUUGCCUUCAUUUUUGAUGCAUUCACUUUUCCUUCCACUUUCUUUUUUCAUUUUUUAUGUUUUAUUUUGCCAGAAACAGCAGCUGCACACAACCACUUAUUGAAUAUGAAAGUAUACCAGGCAGAUUUGUGACAUUUCUGUCCUUUUGCAGAAAUCAGAGAGCUGGGUCCUAUCCUAAAUUACAUUUGAAAUAAAACUGCCCUCCCUUUAAAAAAGAGAAGGGGAUGGGGGUUGGAGCCUGGCAAUAAAAGAAUAAAUGAUAUUGGCAUAGCGCCGCACGGGUGUUUGAAUAAAUCCUCCUGAUGAUGUUU